GUUGUGAUGAACGUGGAUAAUAUGUUUUGAUGAUCUUUGCUAUUUUUAUUCAUAAAAGAUUUCACAAAUAGUGAAGCUAAGGGUUUACUAAUACAUUUGUAUCUGUCCUUGUCUUUGUUCUGCCCCUGGUUAUCCCCAAAUUAUGUCAGACCACUCAAAAACCUUGAGUUCUUGCGCAAAAGCUUGAAGCAUUUGAAGUAUGAAGCAGAAAUACUGGAUAAAAUGGGAAGCAUAGAGGAACUCGAGAGUAAACUCUCCGACCUCAACCGGAAAAAAAUUGAAGCUGAGGAAAAGAUGAGGUCUUACUAUCCAGAUAUGAUUCAGAAGCUCUCAGUUUCUGAAGCUACUCAUCGGCAGCAAAUUGUUAUGGACGAAAUUCGACGAAUUGAGAAGUUGAAACAUGAAAAGCUGCUUGAGAAAGAGAUUUCACCUUCAAAUCCGAAUAAUGUCAAGAUGCCUUCAAUAGAGGUGGGCUCAAGUUCGGCAGAGGCAGAAGUUCCAAACUCGGAAAUGCAAAGGAAUCAGUUACCAGAUUAUCACAACGACAAAAAUAUUGAAGAAUUGGAACCUUGGACAAGCUGAGGACAUGGUAGUUAGCGGAGGUCAUAUGUCUUAGAGGUGUAAGUUUCGAGAAAAUUGCAACAUCGUUGUGGAUAGACUUAAGUUGCUCUAAAAGUUAAUGAUUUUCGUAAAAGUAAACAUCGUUAAUAGCUUUAACACAGUCAAGCAGUUCCCUUUCUCCACAGUGUUGGGGUUUAAGGUUUAACUAUCCCUUCUCCUACCUUAGACUUCUUUGCAUGUAAAGAAUAAAGAGAAACUUGUUAGUGUGUGCCUGUAGUACUUGCAAUCUUGUACUCCUUGUCUGAAGUCUGAAACUUUGGAAAU
Hibiscus syriacus is the source of this 885-nucleotide messenger RNA. RefSeq lists its product as uncharacterized. The record is from RefSeq and is a predicted model, not a curated record. Bases 223 to 582 code for a protein of 119 amino acids. The transcript has 8 exons. NCBI's taxonomy places the organism in Eukaryota, Viridiplantae, Streptophyta, Magnoliopsida, Malvales, Malvaceae.